Molecule: messenger RNA, 948 nt
Organism: Rotaria sordida
Lineage: Eukaryota; Metazoa; Rotifera; Eurotatoria; Philodinida; Philodinidae
Source: the annotation of a GenBank genome assembly
AUGACUACAAAAUUAUUAACUGGCCGAGUCGCUCUUGUUACAGGAGCAACAAGAGGUAUUGGUAAAGGUAUUGCUGUUCAAUUGGGAGAGGCUGGAGCUCUUGUCUAUAUCACAGGUCGUACACUGAAAUCAUCUAAUGAUAAACCUGGAAGUUUAGAAGAAACUGCUGAAGCUAUUCGAAGUCGAGGUGGUCGAUGUAUUCCGGUGUGUGUGAAUCACGAGAAUGCAGAUGAAAUUGAAGCUUUAUUUGAACGAAUUACUAAGGAACAAGAUGGUCGAUUAGAUAUUUUAGUUAAUAAUGCAUAUAAAGGAGUUGAACGCUUAUUAAUGACUUCAGGUAAACCAUUUUGGGAAGUUGAACCAGAUAUGUUUGACGAAGUUAACAAUGUUGGUUUACGUAAUCAUUACUAUUGUGCUGUUUAUGCUGCUCGAUUGAUGGUUCCACGAAAACAAGGUUUAAUUGUAUUUGUAUCUUCACCAGGUGGUCUUCGUUAUUUAUUCAAUGUAGCUUAUGGUGUUGGAAAAGCUGCUUGCGAUCGUAUGGCAGCUGAUACAGCUUUUGAAUUAAGAAAACAUAAUGUUGGUUCAAUAUCACUUUGGCCAGGUGGUGUUGGAACAGACACUAUUCUAGCAUCAGAACAUAACGCUGGAUUUCUUAAAAUGCUUAAAAAAUUUGAUAAACCAGAAUCAGCCGAAUAUGCUGGGCGUAUUAUUGCUCAUCUAGCACAAAAUCCAUCAAUGAUGCAAUAUUCAGGAAAGAUAGUUAUGACAGCUGACUAUGGUACAACUUACAGUAUACCUGAUACAGAUGGUGAAUAUCCAACCAAUAUACGAUCGUUUAGUUAUCUUUUUAAACAAGUACCAAGUUUAAGUUGGUUAUCAGGAUGGAUUCCAGGCUUUUUAAAAGUACCUUAUUGGUUAUUCCAUCAAAGUAGCAAUAAAUUUUAA